Molecule: messenger RNA, 561 nt
Organism: Penicillium daleae
Lineage: Eukaryota; Fungi; Ascomycota; Eurotiomycetes; Eurotiales; Aspergillaceae
Product: GNAT family N-acetyltransferase
Exons: 2
Coding region: 1-561 (186 amino acids)
Molecular function (GO): acyltransferase activity, transferring groups other than amino-acyl groups
Source: RefSeq, a predicted model, not a curated record
AUGGAGACAGCACGUUUGACGCUGGAGCCCAUCGAUCUCGCCCACCUCGAGGGCUUCCACCGCAUCUGGUCAGACCCGGAUACAACGCAAUGGAGUUCACGGGGCGUCUGCAAAACCAUCGAAGAAACAAAGGGCAGGAUAACCGGCAUCCUCCAUGACAAAAACCGCCCGGGCAUCGACAACUACGGCGUCUUCAUUCGCGGCUCGCCUGCCACGGGGCAUUCAAUCGAGCCCCCAAGCUGUGAGCAAUCCCAAGUCAUCGGGAUCGUAGGCGUCCACAAGGAUGAUCCCGUGCCAGAAUUGGGGUAUAUCUUCCACCCCUCGGCUUGGGGUAAGGGUUACGCGACGGAGGCGGUGUCUGCUUUCGUGCGACACUAUUUCACGCUUAGACCUGAUGCGCCUUAUAUCGAGGCCAAGGUGGAUGCAAAGAAUCACCCGUCGAUCCGGGUGCUUCAGAAGUGUGGGUUUGAUGAGAUUGAGACGUUGGUUGGCGGGGCGGAGUUGGCGUGGAUGGAUCCUCCUGUGCGGGACUUGGUUGUGUUUCGGGCGAUGAGGAAAUAG